AGCAUGGGCACCCAGGGGAGCCCCGUGAAGAGCUACGACUACCUGCUCAAGUUCCUGCUGGUGGGCGACAGCGACGUGGGCAAGGGCGAGAUCCUCGAGAGCCUCCAGGACGGCGCCUCCGAGUCCCCCUACGCCUACAGCAACGGAAUUGACUACAAGACCACUACUAUCUUGCUGGAUGGCAGGAGGGUCAAGCUGGAGCUCUGGGACACAUCAGGACAAGGAAGAUUUUGUACCAUUUUCAGAUCCUACUCUAGAGGAGCCCAGGGAAUUCUCUUGGUGUAUGAUAUCACUAAUCGCUGGUCCUUUGAUGGGAUAGAUCGGUGGAUAAAGGAAAUAGAUGAGCACGCCCCAGGUGUCCCUCGGAUCCUGGUGGGAAACAGGCUUCACCUCGCCUUCAAGCGGCAGGUACCAACAGAGCAGGCCCGGGCCUAUGCUGAGAAGAACUGCAUGACGUUUUUUGAGGUCAGCCCACUGUGCAAUUUCAAUGUCAUUGAAUCCUUCACGGAGCUGUCUCGCAUCGUGCUCAUGCGACAUGGCAUGGAGAAGAUCUGGAGACCCAACAGAGUGUUCAGCUUGCAGGACCUGUGCUGCCGAGCCAUCGUGUCCUGCACUCCAGUCCACCUCAUUGACAAGCUGCCAUUGCCCGUCACCAUCAAGAGCCACCUGAAAUCCUUCUCCAUGGCAAAUGGCAUGAACGCAGUGAUGAUGCACGGCCGCUCAUAUUCCCUGGCCAGCAGCGGAGGUGGGAGCAGCAGCAAAGGUAACAGCUUGAAGAGGUCCAAAUCAAUUCGCCCUCCCCAGAGUCCCCCACAGAACUGCUCACGCAACAACUGCAAGAUUUCUUAGCAGGAUGGACGCACCGUGAGCUCCUCGACAUAUCCGCACUCACCCACCAAUGUACAGAUGUUUGCACACUUAACCCUUUUCAACUGGAUCCUUUCGGAUGGGCUUUGGUUGCUUUUCCGAUGGCGCGCGCAAGAUUGGGAACGUGCUCGUGUUUGGCUUCAUGUACAAAGUGCGGUGCUGGCUGGGUCUCAUUGGACUGGCAGGGAGGGGAGUCUGCCCAGCGCCCCUCCAAGAAUGCUCUGGGCUUUGCCUCUCCGCCUGGGGUGGAAAAUUCAACAGCUGCUGGGCUGGGCCAGGGGGAAGGAGAAAAAGCUCAUCCAGUCUCGGUAGAGGAAUGGAUUUAAUGGAAGAUUGAGAGGCUUAAGGGAGUAGGCAAAGAGAGUCUAUGCUGCAACUUUAACUCUUGGACUCCUGAACAGAUAGCUGGUGCAAUAGUGCUCGUUGGAUGUAGG
Molecule: messenger RNA, 1301 nt
Organism: Tinamus guttatus (white-throated tinamou)
Lineage: Eukaryota; Metazoa; Chordata; Aves; Tinamiformes; Tinamidae
Gene: RAB40C
Product: RAB40C, member RAS oncogene family
Biological process (GO): intracellular signal transduction
Molecular function (GO): GTP binding; GTPase activity
Source: RefSeq, a predicted model, not a curated record